Messenger RNA from Cladocopium goreaui, 678 nucleotides. The record is from the annotation of a GenBank genome assembly. Lineage: Eukaryota; Dinophyceae; Suessiales; Symbiodiniaceae.
GGCACACUGGCCAACGACAAGGACUACGAAAUGAUCGCCAGGCAAAGAGGCUUCAUUCUGAGCCUGACAGCUGGGUUUCGCCCCUUUGCAAGAAACUUGUGGUGCAGGACCUUCUGACCGGCCUUCGCCGUAUGCUGGGCGGAGAUGAGGCUUUGGCUGAAUGGCUGAAAUGCAGCAACUCUGAGAGGAGGAAGCGGCCACGAGUCGAACCAGCGCUUUGCCUUGAGAAUAAAGAGAAACCGGCGAAUGGCCGUCGUGCAUCCGCGCAAUUUCCAUCGUAUGCAUGGCUGAAGGAGAUGCUGACAAGUGAGGACUAUGGUGCAGCCAGGAAAGAAUUUCAUUCCGGCGAGCCAUUCUGUCAUUGGUGGCGGAAGCAGACAAUCCAGUUCGAGAAUGAUGAGUGCGGUGUGGAUGGGUUCAAGGUGGACUUGCUGAGUGAUAUCUUCACGUCAAACUCGACAGAGUUUGCAAUUCCUCUCUGCCGAGAUGCUUCCUGAUUGUGUAUAUAUGUCCUUCCAGCCUCGCUGAACCAGGACAGAAUGUUUCUUGCUGCAGAUCAUGUCCCACAGCUGAUGAGGACACCGCGAGUUGUGCAGGCAGAAUCAAGAGCUUCGUGCAUGAGGAGUCUGUCACCGAAGCUGCCACGAAGUGCAUCAGGGUGUCGGCCGAGGUAAAAAU